Protopolystoma xenopodis is the source of this 261-nucleotide messenger RNA. The record is from the annotation of a GenBank genome assembly. NCBI's taxonomy places the organism in Eukaryota, Metazoa, Platyhelminthes, Monogenea, Polystomatidea, Polystomatidae.
GACCGCUGCCUACUCUUUCUCAUUGAUCUAUUGACCACACAUUCAUUGGAUAGUGAGCUUCAGGAUUUCGGUGGAGCGGAUUUAGCCAAGGACCAUCUAUCGCAAGUUAAUCCCCUUCCUGAAACUAAGGUUGGUGCCCUCCAGCGGCUUGCAGUACAAUUAAUCGCGGCUAAUCCGGCGGCCAUCAGUGCCUUGAUCGCCUUCUCCAGCCUUCCCCUAGAGCUGCUGCUCCGACAACACGAUCAGUCAGAUAAAAAGUAA